Messenger RNA from Leptonychotes weddellii (Weddell seal), 1340 nucleotides. NCBI's taxonomy places the organism in Eukaryota, Metazoa, Chordata, Mammalia, Carnivora, Phocidae. The record is from RefSeq and is a predicted model, not a curated record.
CCUUGUGAUUGAUGUGCUCUGUUCAGGAAGUGCAUCUUCCCUCUGAUUUAGAAGUAAACCAUGUAGGGUGUGAGGAAGGACCAAAUGCACACAUACAAGCAGUUAAAUAACUUUUUUAUGAUGGAUUCACCAACCACCCCGUGAUGACUGUGUGGCCGAGGAUGGUUAGUGGAACCCAGCCGGGUUGUCUCAUCAUUAUUCACACCCCCGGAGCUUUGGGCUGGGUGCCGUCCAGCAUGGUUCUUUGAAAAGCUGUGUGAGGUCCUGGGAGGAAGGGUAUCGUCGAGUCUCCUAGCAAGCACCCUGUCGGAAAGCCUCGCAGGAACUGGAUGAGUCCAGUGCCCCUCGUUCGUGUCUGCUGAGAGCCCGCACAUGGUGGUCUCCGGAAGCUAACAUCUCUGAAGUCAACCGUCCAAGACGAUCUUUAGUUGGCACCCAUGAAGAUGAGGAUCCGUGUCCUACUGCUGCUGUUCCUGUUUGAGGUCCACAGCCACGCAGCCUCAAGGCCCAACUUCGUCCUGCUGAUGGCCGACGACCUUGGCAUCGGAGAUCCUGGCUGCUAUGGGAACGAGACGCUCAGGACGCCCAAUAUUGACCGGUUGGCUGAAGGAGGAGUGAAGCUCACUCACCACCUGGCAGCUUCACCCCUGUGCACACCAAGUAGGGCAGCGUUCAUGACAGGCCGGUACCCCAUCCGAUCAGGAAUGGCAUCUGAGUCCCUCGUGGGGGUGUUUAUCUUCUCGGCCUCUUCUGGAGGACUUCCCACCAGUGAGAUUACCUUUGCCAAGCUUCUCAAGAAUCAAGGCUAUUCAACAGCUCUGAUAGGCAAGUGGCACCUUGGGACAAACUGUCACAACAAGACAGACUUUUGUCACCACCCCUUGAGCCACGGCUUCGACUAUUUCCAUGGGAUCCCCAUGACCAACUUGAGGGACUGCAAGCCCGGAGAAGGCAGCGUCUUCAGUGGGGGCAUCAGGGUGCUGGUCUUCAUCCCCCUUCAGAUCAUUGCGAUCACGCUCCUCACCUUGGCAGUGCUCAAGUUCCUUGGGCUGGCCCAUGUGCCCCCCGGGAUCUUCGUCUGCCUUCUCUGCCUGGCCGCCAUGAUACUCGGCCUUCUGGUGUGCUUCCUGCAUUACUUCCGGCCCCUAAACUGCUUCCUGAUGAGGAACCAUGAGAUCACCCAGCAGCCCAUAUCCUACGACAACCUCACGCAGAGGCUGACGGCGGACGCGGUCCAGUUCAUACAACGGUUGGUAUCGCCUUUUAUCCGGGUGCUGCCUGUUGCCACAUGGUGCUUGGUGAUUUCCAUGGAGGCUGGAGAAACAGGGUGGUCCUUCUAG